AUGUCCCGCAAGAGAAAGCAAGAGGAGGAGGAGGAGCUUGUCUCCCUCCCUGAAGACGAUGAUGGUGAGGAGGAGGAAGAGUACGUCUCCACCGCAGACGAAGAAGAGCAAAGCGAAGAGGACGAGGAUGCUGAGGAGGAGGAGGAAGAUGAGGAAGACGAAGAAGCUGACGCACAGGCCGAGCCUCCUGUAAAGAAGCGCAAGACAGCCGAGGCAGACACCAAAGAAACCAAUGGCGACGCCGAGGAGGAAGAGGAAGAGGAGGAAGAAGGCGACGAUGACGCUGAAGCUGAAGGCGACGAGGAGGACGCCGAGGGCGAUGAAGACACUGCUGAUGUGUCCGCUCCAGCCAAGGACGGCGUCAAGACUGCUGAGGCGCCUGCUGCUGCUACUGAGACCCCAGAGCCCAAGGCGGUUACAGCUGGUGGUGACGAGUAA
This is a messenger RNA of Fusarium musae, 438 nucleotides long. RefSeq lists its product as uncharacterized. The record is from RefSeq and is a predicted model, not a curated record. Bases 1 to 438 code for a protein of 145 amino acids. The transcript has 3 exons. NCBI's taxonomy places the organism in Eukaryota, Fungi, Ascomycota, Sordariomycetes, Hypocreales, Nectriaceae.